Molecule: messenger RNA, 1065 nt
Organism: Oldenlandia corymbosa var. corymbosa
Lineage: Eukaryota; Viridiplantae; Streptophyta; Magnoliopsida; Gentianales; Rubiaceae
Source: the annotation of a GenBank genome assembly
GCCGGAGUUGUUCGUGAGUGGCUGAAGUAUAAAUAAGGGCUUACAAAACAAAACUACCACUACAAAAAAAUUCCUCUUCUGACUCCUCCAUCAUCACCAUUCAUCGCCACUCUGUUUCUUUCUUCUCCAUCUUUUCGUUGCUGAGUUUAAUUCUCAUCAAACGAAAGAUGUUUCGAAAAACUAAGUCCAAAAAAAGCGACGCCGCCGCCGCCGGCGCAGCAGCACCCACCCCCAAACCCGCCGCCGCCUCCACCACCGUCGGACAUUGGCGCCCUGUUCCCGUUAACCCAGUUGAGAACCUCUUCAAUUCAUACGCCAAUAAAUCAACCAAAGAAAUUGACCCAGAAGGGAUUGAAUCCCUUUGCUCCGAUUUAAAGAUAAAUCACACGGACGUUCGUAUCUUGAUCCUUGCCUGGAAGAUGCAAGCAAAAAGACAGGGUUUUUUUACCCUGCAAGAAUGGAAAACAGGGAUGAGUUCUCUGCACUCAGAGACUCUGCCAAAUCUGAAUUCAGCCCUAACCCAACUCGAAAAAGACAUCAGAAAAUUGUCUUCUUCGUCGGAUUUCGUCGAUUUCUACACAUUCUCGUUCAAUUAUUGUAUAUCGGAGGAGCGACAGAAAGGGGUUGAUGUUGAGAGCGUUUGUUUGCUUCUGCAGUUGAUCUUAGGCGGUGGAGGAGACAAGAUUGUUGGGAAACAGAAGUCGUGGGUUGAGUAUUUGGUUCGGUUUCUUAAGGAACAGACUGAUACAAAAGUCAUUACUUUGGAUCAAUGGAUGGGGUUCUAUCGGUUCUGCAACGAGAUUAGCUUCCCGGAUAUGAAAAAUUAUGAUGCCGCUGAUGCUUGGCCGUGGAUUCUUGAUGAUUUUGUUGAUUGGAUGGGUCAGAAUUUUCGUAGUUAAGCUUUAAUUAGGAUCAUGAGCUGAUGAUCGAUCAGUUAGCAGGUUGCUUGAUAACAAAUUUUCACCAAAUUAUUACUAUAUGCAUUGUCUCUUUUUCUUUGGUUGGGUAAUGUCAAUUUGAUUCUUAUGCAAUCGUCGUUAUGGCCAGAUUACAUGUACUUUUUUC